Molecule: messenger RNA, 684 nt
Organism: Bursaphelenchus okinawaensis
Lineage: Eukaryota; Metazoa; Nematoda; Chromadorea; Rhabditida; Aphelenchoididae
Source: the annotation of a GenBank genome assembly
AUGGCUAACCGUGAGAUUUUGCUCAAAUCUUUAGAAUUCAUGCCUUUGACCAGAGAGGGAGAGAAGCAGGGUGUGGAGAUUUAUAAAUAGUAAGUUUUGACUUAUACCUUAUGUUGUUUACAAAAGCUGUUCUGAAUUAGAGCUUAAUAUUAUGCUCUCCAAAUAAUUUUGUUCGCCCUAACCCCAAAUAUUUGUUUUAAGAAGGGGCGCAAAAUUAUUUAAACAGCCUAACAAAUGUAAAUUUAAGACGAAAAAGUAAUAUCAAGAUGCUUUAUACCACUAAAUUACAGUUCCUUCAAUCAUCUCCCAGCCAUGAUGCCCUUCUACCACCUUGCCGAAGGAUUUACUGGAGAUUCAGCCAUCACCAGUGACCGUUUCCAAAAACUAGGCUACAAACUCUCCUUGGCCGUCCACCUCAUGGCCAAUAUUGCCGAUCAACCAGACACUUUGAAAGCUUAUGCUCGUGAACAAGUCCUACGUCACAUUUCCAGAAAAGUGUCCCCAAGAUUGUUCCGAUCGUUCUUCGACGUUCUCACUGAUUGGAUGGCUACCAAGACCGAGAUCACGGCGGAAAUGCGAAAAGAAUGGGCAAAUCUGGCCGAUAUCUAUUCCAAUGAAGCCGUAAGCUAUGCUGAUGAACUUGGAUUGGUUUUUGAGGAGAAUGGGCCACCAAAAGGUGCAUAA